AUGGCCAAUGUGACACAGAAGAAUAAGACGACAAUGGAGAUGAAAAACCUAAACAAGAUGAACAACUUCCGCGAGUACGCUCCUAUGAAUACCGUACCAGCAGGACAAAUUUCCGCCGACGGACGCCCGUUUCCGCAAUCCUACCAAGAGCCGGGUAGGAAGCGUGAAGGAAACAACGGCAACUUCGACGGGCUAGUCUUUGACCCGCAAUUCGGUCCGGAUGGGAAAAACAGAGGAGCAGGCCCUGGACUCAGCGUAACUCCUGUUAUGAAUCGACCUAACAGCUUUCUCGAAGAAAACAGUAAAGCUUCACCAGCUUGUACCAUUGCUCCAACUUCUCCAGGCCGCUCAACUUACAGUGAAAAAGACGGCCUCCGACCAGUGGGUGAUGAUGCUGGUCAUCUUGAUGCUUAUAACUCUGGCUCAAUUAGAUUCUUCAUGACGCUUCUUGGUUGUGCUUUUGCUCUAGCCGGCUCACAAAUCGUAGGCCUGCUUUACCUUACCCUAGGUACCCGCAUAUCAGAAGACCUAGGACGCCCCGACCUAACUGUAUGGCUUCUCAGCGCAGGAAUAAUCGCUAUGGGCUCUCUAGCACCAUUUGUUGGUCCUGUUGCUGAUCUCUACGGCCGUAAAUCCAUCUUUCUCGUUGGAGUCUCGCUUGGCUUCAUCGGAGCUAUUGUCUGUGCAACGACUCCAACUGCUCCUGGCUUCAUCGCCGGCCAGGCCCUCCUUGGGUUUGGUGCCGUGAUCGAAGAACUGAUGGCUAUCUCGGUCGUAACUGAAAUAGUACCCACAGCCAAGAGAGGUCUGUACGCAGCUCUAAUUCUAACAGCCAUAAUCCCAUGGUCUCCGGGAACUCUUUACGCCGAUUUUAUGGCUGCCUCAUCCUGGCGCUGGAUCGGCUUGCCACUUGCUAUCUGGCAUCUUUUGAUAUUUGUCAUGAUUGCUUGCUUCUACUUCCCUCCACCGCGAACCAACUCUCAGGGCCUAUCACGUCGUCAACUCUUCUGGCGGAUUGACUGGCUUGGUGGAUUUCUCCUAACACUUGGUCUACUCCUUAUCCUCAUAGCCUUAAACUGGGGUGGACAGCAGUAUGCCUGGACUUCUUCUCAUGUUCUUUCCUUUUUAUUAAUCGGAUUUGCUCUCUUAACUGCAUUUGGCCUAUGGGAAAAAUUUGGUGCCAAAUAUCCAUUGUACCCGCGACGCAUUGUUAGGGCGCCCCGGCCAUUUUAUUGCAUUCUUUUACUCAUAUUCUCCGCGGGUAUAAACUACAUACCUCUGGUUGUCUUUUGGCCAAUUGAGACCAUUGCCGUUUAUGGAUCAGACAUGAGACAGAGCGGAAUCAACAACUUACCUAUAGGGACUUGCAUACUAGGUGGUGCCAUCAUUUCAGCAUUGUUGAUUGGUUUAUUCCGAAAACAUGUUACUAUCAUAAUGACAUUUUUCUGCAUAAUGCAAACUUGUGGAACCGCAACUCUCUCGUCUAUUGACCCUCAUUCUCUUUCUAGUGCCUGGGCUCCCUUAUGUAUCGCUCUAGUUGGCGUAGGCGGAGUCCUUGUUCCUAAUCAAAUUAUAAUAACUAUACUAACACCUGACGACUUGAUUGCUUCUGCCACCGCACUCACUGUCGGUAUCAGAUCUCAAGCUCAGGUCAUUGGUCUUGCAAUUUACUUUUCACGGUUCCUCAAGGUAUUAGAGAAGAAUGCAUUCGCUCACCUUGCCGCCCCUAUUAUCAAUGCAGGGGUAUUUAAUAUAACUGUUAUAACGAACUUUAUCGAAGGACUAGCCUCCCGCCCAUUUGACGAGCUAGCACCCGGGAUACCACAAUUGGCCGGACCUGCACACGCUGCGGCAUACCAUGCCGUCAAGGAGGGUGCUAUUCUUACUUUCAAGGGAGCAUUUGAUUAUAUUUAUCUCAUGAGUAUUGGUUUCGGUGUUGCUGCAUGUAUAGCUGCUGCUGCCAUGGGUAAUGUUGAACAGUACAUCGACGAUCACGUAGCAGUGGUUCUCGAAUAA
This is a messenger RNA of Blumeria graminis f. sp. triticale, 2016 nucleotides long. NCBI's taxonomy places the organism in Eukaryota, Fungi, Ascomycota, Leotiomycetes, Helotiales, Erysiphaceae. The record is from the annotation of a GenBank genome assembly.